ACGAUGUUGAGUUCUGCAAACACCCAGCACGCUCUGCGCCCGGAAGGGCCUUCGCUAACAACACCUGCUCUGCGGCGGACCAGCCAAGUGCAAGCCCAUACUUGGUUUUUGGGAUUCCGACAAGCACAUCGAACCAGAAAUGUUACAAAAUGCAAUGCCCAGUCAUUUGGCCGCGGUCAGCCGCCGAACCAGCCGCAACCGAUGUCGUUGGCGCGGAGACCCUUCUACGAUCCUAUCGAACCUAUGCAAUCUCCUUACAUAAAACUCUCGGACGUCAUGGAUAAGGAUGUCAUAUCAAGCUCCUCUGGCCGGAAACUGGGCAAGCUGGGCGAGGCCUGGGUGGACACAUCUCGUCUUGAAGUGACCUGUUUUGACCUGGAAAGCAACGGUGCUUUUGGCGUCGUGCCACUGUUGACGAUUAGGCAGGUUGGCGAUGUCGUUCUGGUCCAGGAAGACGGAGUGCUGCGACAGCCGCUGGACAGCCGGUUCGGCUUCACCAAGCUGCUGGGCUGGGAAGUCCGCACGCCGAGCAACCGGGCCCUGGGCAAGGUCCGAGACUUGACCUUCAGUCGCGACACCGGUACCAUCAGCAAGAUCGAAUUCGACGACUUUGGUCUGCGCUUCCUGCGUGCCGACUUUUUCGACCGCCUCGCUGUAUCCGCAGAUGCCAUUCGGCAAUGCGCCUACGGUGUCGUCUCCCUGGCCGCCGACAACGUGCAAUACCAGGAGAAACAGGGCCUGCUCAGCAGCCUACUUCGCCGAGUCGGUGGCGCCCAACAACUCGCCGGCUUGCUCGCGGAUGGCUCUCGUGGCGGCGAGGCUGCUGGUUUCCUGCCGCAGGGUUACUCGUACGAGCAGUGGCAGAACGAUGUACGGAUGUGGGAAGCACAGACGGGCUGUAGCUAUGAGGAAUACAUGAUGCUGCAAUCUGGGGGUCAGCAGCAGUUGCUUCCUGGGUAUGGUGGCAGUGGCGGUGCGCGGCGCAGCUCUAAUGUGUUGCCGCCGGGGCGGCCCCAGCAGCAGGCGCUACUGCCGGAGGCGCGAGGGCCGGGAUCUGGAAACUAUUACGCACUGCCGCCGGUAACAAGCAGCAGUAGCAGCGCUAAUUCCUCGUCCUACCCGAUGCAAGCACGCCCGGGGGCUCCUGCAGCAAUGUACGGCGCCACCGCAUCUAUGCCUCCUCAGCAACAGCAGGUACAACAGCAGCAGCAACAGGCGUACGGUGGGCAGCAAGCAGCCACGACAUCGUACAGUGGAGGGUACGGCAGUGGCAAUGUCGAUCCUCGCUUCCGCGGCACGGCAGCACCAGCUCCUGCUGCCGGGGGCCCUUCCCCGCCAGUCGCCGCCGCCGCCACGACCAAGCCACCAGGCGCCCAAGGCCGCUACCCGUCAUCACCAUUACCACCGCAACAACAACAACAACAACAACAACAAUGGUCUCCGCAGCCACAGCAGCAGCAGCAACCACAGCAGCCGUCGGGGCAGAGCCAGGCAUGGGGUCAGCAGCCACAACCACAGCCACAACCACAGCCACAACAGCAGCCGGGUGUUCAGCGACCCCCCUGGCCCGCCGGAGGUCCCGGAGGUCCUAGGGCCACCGCGCCAAUAGCUCCCGGGGCCCCCAACCCGGUCCCGAUGGCCGCUGCCGCUGCUCCUCCUGCUACAGGGGCAUCCCCGGCGGCGGCGGCUAUGCAACAGCCACUACCACAGCCAACCCCUCAAGUACCCCAGCAGCAGCAGCAGUACGGGGCAUGGCCGGGAACAUUGGUCGGCGCUGGCGGCAGCGGCAAUGGCAAUGGGGGGCCGUUGCGUGUGGAGGAGUGGCCAACCUCGGCGGCGGCUGGUCCUCGCGAAUCGCCCCAGGGCUACAAUCCUCAGCAGCAGCAGCAGCAGCAGCAGCCAGCGAUGUUGAACGAUUAUCCGGGCGGCUGGGGCCCUUCGCCACUUCCGCAGCAGGCAGGCCCUCAGGGUCCUAUGCCGCAGCCACAGCAGCAGCAGCAGCAGGCGGGAGUGGCGGAUGCGCCCGGCUGGGACAUGGGGCCCUCGACAGCGGCGGCGGCGCCCUCUGGCCAUAGCUACCAAAGGAGACCGGGACCGCGCCAUCGUCAACAACGAUGUCCCGAACCAUACGAUAAAAAACCCGCAGUUGAACCAAUUAUAUUGUUUCGUCGGGGGUGGGGGCCGUUGAUGGUGGAGCUCAGACUGUGCGAGGCGAAGACAUGGCUGGUGGAGGAAACUGUGCACAACACCAAGCAACACAACGUACUGCAUUGGCGUGCACAUGAACACCAAGCACACGAAAAAGCAGGAGAGGUCUUCAUGAGCCUGCCCCGUACGGCUGCACUGAUGGUCAUUUUGUGGCGCGGGCACGCCCCAUGGGGUUUGCUCCGCUUUAUGCUAUCGCCGCAACUGCUACCCCACACGCUGCCUUUCGGCGCUGCCACUGUCGUGGCGGCGUUCAACACCGUCAGCAUGGCGCCAUAA
Molecule: messenger RNA, 2484 nt
Organism: Volvox carteri f. nagariensis
Lineage: Eukaryota; Viridiplantae; Chlorophyta; Chlorophyceae; Chlamydomonadales; Volvocaceae
Exons: 6
Coding region: 4-2484 (826 amino acids)
Source: RefSeq, a predicted model, not a curated record